Messenger RNA from Onthophagus taurus, 1404 nucleotides. Its product is annotated as mitochondrial basic amino acids transporter. The record is from RefSeq and is a predicted model, not a curated record. Gene Ontology annotation, cellular component: mitochondrion. Lineage: Eukaryota; Metazoa; Arthropoda; Insecta; Coleoptera; Scarabaeidae. Gene Ontology annotation, biological process: mitochondrial L-ornithine transmembrane transport. Gene Ontology annotation, molecular function: high-affinity L-arginine transmembrane transporter activity.
AGAUAACGGUGUGACCUAUGACAUUGCUAUUUGCUAAGAGAAUACCGCCUCAUGAGUGCGUGAUUCUGAUACCCCUUAUCCCCAAAUAAGAAAGAAUUUAGACUGGACACUUCAGUCUGUGUCGUUCUUGUGACCAAAUUUCAUCGAUUUAUUCAUAAUUUUAUUUUUAAAGAUACAUGGAUUGUAGUAUAACUAUUUUAAGUAUACGUUUUCUUGAAUUGUACGGUGAAGACGAUAGGUGACAAUGGAUUUUAUAGCUGGUUGUUUAGGAGGUUGUGCUGGGGUAAUCGUAGGUCAUCCUUUAGACACAGUCAAAGUUCACUUACAAGUUCAAUCUCCGACAUCAAAAUACAACACAACUUAUAAAUGUCUUCGUGGAAUAAUCAUAAAAGAUGGAUUUAAAGGUCUUUAUCGAGGGAUGAGUAGUCCCCUUGUUGGAGUAUCGGGAAUAAACGCGAUAAUUUUCGGAGUUUACGGUAUCACGCAAAGAUACAUAAGUCAAGAUAACAGCAUUUUUUCUCAUUUCAUCGCGGGUGGAAUGGCUGGAUUAUGUCAAAGUAUUCUAACUGGGCCGGUUGAAUUAGCUAAAUCUAGAGCACAAAUUUUAGGAAAUGUUAGUGCUACUCAGUGUAUAAAAAAAAUUUUUGAAUCGGAAGGUUUUAAAGGCGUUUUUCGCGGGUUAAACAUCACGGUAAUGAGGGAAAUCCCGGCGUUCGGUUCUUAUUUUGCUUCUUACGAAUAUUUAUCACGAAUGGAAGAUGGAAUCACCUCAACGCCGACGAUGAUUUUAGCCGGAGGUACGGCCGGCGUUAUCUCUUGGAUCAUUUCGUAUCCGAUCGAUGUGAUAAAAUCAAGAAUGCAAAUCGACGGAAUGAACGGCAUAAACGAGUACAAAAAUUCAAUGGAUUGUUUAAAAAAAACCGUUGAACAAGGCGGUUAUAGAUCUUUAUUUCGUGGGUUGAUGCCGGCGAUUAUAAGAGCUUUCCCCGUAAACGCGGCUUGUUUCACGGUCGUGACGUGGACGAUGAGAGUCUUGAAUGACGAUCUGGUGAUUGAACACAAGGAUAAUACGCUGUGGGAUGGCGGCGUUUUGUAUUCAACGGUCGUCUAUAACAUGCAAACGCAAGAACCCGUCGUUGCUUGAGAUGUUAAUGUUUAGGAGUUACCUGAUGGUGUGUUCAGUGACGUGCGAUUAAUGUAGAUUGCAAGGACACGCAGAAUCGAGCCGAUUUUAGGUCGUUUACGUUGUGUAUAACGAUGUACUGUGCCUUCAUGUUUAUUAAUUUUCUGUAUUUAUUUGAAUGUAUAAUAGUGUAGGUCUUAAGACGAGGAAAGGUAUUAAGAUCAAUGUAUAUUAAAAUCAAUGUACAUAAAUUUGUAAAUAAAUUAGAGUUAGAAAAAACA